Amblyraja radiata (thorny skate) is the source of this 5737-nucleotide messenger RNA. RefSeq names its product SEC24 homolog D, COPII coat complex component (gene sec24d). Bases 228 to 3356 code for a protein of 1042 amino acids. NCBI's taxonomy places the organism in Eukaryota, Metazoa, Chordata, Chondrichthyes, Rajiformes, Rajidae. The transcript is spliced from 23 exons. The record is from RefSeq and is a predicted model, not a curated record. Gene Ontology annotation, molecular function: zinc ion binding; SNARE binding. Gene Ontology annotation, biological process: endoplasmic reticulum to Golgi vesicle-mediated transport; COPII-coated vesicle cargo loading; intracellular protein transport. Gene Ontology annotation, cellular component: COPII vesicle coat; endoplasmic reticulum exit site.
GUCGUGAGAGUGAGUGCCGGCGGCUCUUUGACGUGGCACUUCCCCAGCUGCUGGAUAGAACGUUGCACCGGAGCGCGAGUCCCGGCCACAGGGCAGCAGCAGCCAACUCACCCACUCACUCACCGGGCACCCCCAACACACACACAGAUAGACAGACAGAAGCACACGACACUCACCGAUCGCAAGAUUUUUCAAGGAUCCAGGGAAUGUGAAUAUUUUGAACAAAAAUGAGUCAACAAGGAUAUGUUGCCACACCACCUUAUUCUCAAGGUCAGCCAGGAAUAGGAGGAUAUCCAGCUGGGUUUGGUUCAACAACUUCACAGCCACAUUACGGCCACUACGGUGGAACAGGGCAUUUAAAACCAGUAUCUUCACCUCAUGGACCUUCCAUUUCUCUUGGUCACCCACCACCUUCUCCAGCGCAAUUCAGCCAAACUAGCCUCCAGAAUGGAGUAUAUAAUCCAGGAAACCAAAUGUCAAGCUAUGCCGCUUCUUCUCCAGGCACUCAGCCUCCUUCCUUCCAAUCCCAUGGCUCCCACCCACAGCCAAUGUACCAGAAUACUGCACCUGCUUCAUUCACACAGCAAGUCGUCAGUCAAAUUGGUGCCAUGAAAAUAAGUGGCUACGUAGGCUCUUCACAAGCACCAUCACAAAAUGACCCAUCACUACCUGGACCUCCGCUCCAGCCUUCAUUCCAAGGAUCUCACCCACAACAGCGUUUGCCUCAUAUUUCAUCUCCACCAUCCCAAGGAAUGUCUGUUGCCCCUGCUGUCCCUUUAGCUACAAUGCCGCCUGGAGGGGCUGUACCUCCCCCUCCAGGAAUGAACAUCAACCACGCUGGACUCAAUCAAGGCAGCAUUGGCUAUCAGCAGAUUCCCGGUCAGCCUCCCAUGGCUGGGUACCCACCACAGCAAGGAGGUAUUUAUGGAGGGCAGCAAAGGGGAGUUCAGCCCAAUUACCCUGGUGCCCCUGGAACUUAUCCAGGGGCACCAGUAACUGGUGGACAGCUGGCUGGACCUCCGCAGAAGAAACUUGAUCCUGACUCCAUUCCUAGUCCAAUCCAGGUCAUAGAAGAAGAUAAACUUCGAAGAUCAGGACAGCUUUUUGCAACAAAUUCUAGGGGACAGGUUCCUCCACUCGUUACCACUAAAUGUGUUGUACAAGAUCAAGGAAAUGCAAGUCCUCGUUUCAUUCGCUGUACAACUUACUGCUUUCCAAGCACAGCAGACAUGGCCAAGCAGUCACAGAUCCCGUUGGCAGCUGUCAUCAAGCCCUUUGCAGCCUUGCCAGCAAAUGAGGCACCAAUCUGUGUUGUAAACCAUGGUGAGACUGGACCCAUUCGUUGUAACAGAUGUAAGGCCUACAUGUCUCCAUUAAUGCAGUUCAUUGAAGGGGGACGGAAGUACCAGUGUGGAUUCUGCAGCUGUGUCAAUGAAGUCCCCCCAUUCUAUUUUCAACACUUGGAUCACAUGGGCAGGAGGUUGGAUCAUUACGACAAGCCAGAGUUGUCUCUUGGAUCCUAUGAGUUUGUGGCGACUUUAGAAUACUGCAAAAACAACAAGCCCCCUGCUCCACCAGCCUUCAUCUUCAUGAUCGAUGUGUCAUACAGCAGCAUCAAAAAUGGCUGCGUCAAGCUAAUAUGUGAGGAGCUGAAGACUCUGCUAGAUAAGUUACCAAGGGCAGAUGAAGCAGAGACUUCUGCCAUUAGAGUUGGCUUUGUCACUUAUAACAAGGUUCUCCAUUUCUACAAUCUUAAAAGCAGUCUUGCACAGCCACAGAUGUUAGUGGUGUCGGACACUGGAGAGAUGUUUGUUCCGCUAUUGGAUGGCUUCCUUGUCGAUGUCCACGAAUCACAAAAUGUUAUUCACAACUUAUUGGACCAGAUCCCUGAAAUAUUUGCUGAAACCAGUGAAAGUGAAACUGUCUUUGCCCCGGUAAUUCAAGCUGGACUGGAAGCAGUGAAGGCUGCAGAAUGCUCAGGCAAAUUAUUCAUAUUCCACUCGUCCCUGCCGACUGCAGAAGCUCCAGGAAAACUGAGAAACAGAGAUGACAGGAAGCUAGUGAAUACAGAUAAAGAGAAGGUACUCUUUCAAUCUCAGUCAAAUUUUUAUGAGACUUUGGCAAAGGACUGCGUGGCCAGUAGCUGCUGUGUGGAUGUAUUUCUAUUCCCAAAUCAAUUUGUGGAUGUCACAACCAUGGGAGUCGUGCCACUGGCUACUGGUGGUAGUUUGUACAAAUACAACAAUUUCCAGAUACAUUCUGAUGGUGAACACUUCUUGAAUGAUCUAAGAAAGGACGUACAGAAGCCAAUAGGAUUUGAUGCCAUAAUGAGGGUCAGGACAAGCACAGGUUUCAGAGCAACUGAAUUCUUAGGUUCCAUGUAUAUGAACAACACAACUGAUGUGGAGUUGGCUGCCAUUGACUGUGAUAAGGCAAUCACAGUAGAGUUCAAACAUGAUGAUAAACUCAACGAAGAAAAUGGAGCUUUAAUUCAGUGUGCCCUGCUGUACACUAAUGUUGCUGGACAGAGACGGCUGCGCAUACAUAACCUGGCUCUAAACUGCAGCUCUCAGCACACUGAUCUGUACAAGAGCUGUGAGACAGAUGCACUCAUCAAUUUUCUUGCCAAAUCAGCUUACAAAGCCAUUCUAAGUCAACCGUUGAAGAUUGUGAAAGAGAUACUGGUUAAUCAAACUGCUCACAUCCUGGCCUGUUACAGGAAGAAUUGUGCUAAUCCCUCAUCAGCUGGGCAGCUCAUUCUUCCAGAGGCCAUGAAGUUGCUGCCUAUCUACAUGAACUGCCUCUUGAAGAGUUAUGUCUUACUCGGGAGCCCUGACAUUCCUACAGACGAGAGAACCUUUCAGCGGCUGCUGGUUACUUCUAUGGACGUGGAAGGCACACAAGCCUUUUUCUACCCAAAGCUGAUACCCAUCCACAAGAUUGAUGUAAACAGUGAGGAGAUUCCUGCGGCUCUCCGUUGCUCCGAGGAGCGUUUAGUAGAUGGGGGAAUAUUUCUAUUGGCAAAUGGAAUAAAUAUGUUCCUGUGGCUGGGACUGAACACACAACCUGAACUAAUUCAAGGCAUCUUUAACGUACCUACUUUUGCACAUAUCAACACAGAGUCGACAUCGUUACCUGAACUGGACAACCCUUAUUCAAGGAAGAUUCGGAUGAUCAUUGACAACUUAAGAAGUCAGAGCCCAUAUUCCAUGAAAUUGAUAAUAUUAAAGCAAAACGAGAAAACUGAGGGAAUUUUCAGGCAUUUCCUAGUAGAAGAUAAAGGGAUCCAUGGAGGAGCUUCAUAUGUGGAUUUCCUCUGUUCCGUACACAAAGAAAUUCGCCAGCUUCUUACCUAAGACCUGCCUCAACCCAUUGCCAGGAUUGCCUUAUCAUUCAACUCUACAGGAGAAGGGGGUUAGCGAGAAUGGCACACAGUCAGAUUAUGCAUUGUUGGAUUUUCUUCACAGCAUUUGUCGACAGUACCAGUGGCUUUCUGAAGAAGACAACUAAUUUGAAUGUUCCUGGAUUCUAGUAUUUACUGUUUUUUAGUAACACUCAUUUUAAUCAAAGUCUCACUGAUAAUGAAAUGGUUAGUAUUAAUUGCUGUUCUUUCGUUGCAAUAUCAGGAACCUGGGCAGUAACAAAUCGCAAGAUGGGUACCCAGCAAUAUAUCUGUCAGGUGCUUUUUGUAAAUAUUGAAUCCCUACCACCAAAUGAGUGGUCCUGAUGUGUGGCAAGAGAAAGCAGAGCAAUUUGGUAAAUCAUGCACAAAAACCUGUGACAUCCUCCUUUAAAAUAUUGUUCUCAGUUGCCAACAAUAUCUUUAUAUUGCAAGACUUUUAAUAUUCUAAUCACAAUGUAGUGCAGUUUGAGUGGACCAAAAGCCUAUGCAAUGUCUUAAUUUUGAUUUGGUUAUAUUAUCUAUAAUUAAAUCAGUCAAUAUUUAGUAUAGGCUCUCCAACAUAAAAGUGAUUAAUAAGUAAUGACCAAAUAUUUGUAUUGUGUUCUUCCAGUCAAUUACCCCUAAUAUCAGUCCCCUUAAGUUUGUAACCAGGAUUGGUUAACAUAUAUGCUAAAGGGUGAUGUAUAUGCUCAGCUGCCAGUGUAUUCACACUCCUUCAUCUAUGCGACAUCUUCAGAACUUAUCUUCCAUAAGAGUUUUUAAUAAUACCGAUACCAAAGCAGAAUAAGGGAAAUGUCCAAACCAUGUUCCAUUUCUAUUGUUCAUGUAUCCAAACCGAUCAGAACGAAUCGACAAAUGAAACAUGUAUUUUUAUUUUAAGGACCACAAUCUUGGAUUAUCCUCUUACUGUGGGUAUUCCCCUGUUUUGCCGGUGUGAUUAGACAGUGUUGAACAUUAAUAAUGGACUUAUGCUAAAUUUACUUCACAGCAGAAUCUUGUGUUCAACCACGCACAUUUGUAUGUCAGAUUUCCAUUUCUGAUGAACUUUCACAUUUUUACAAGUGACCACACAUGGAAUACAGCACAAAUGUUUGCUGUCUUAGGUACAGUAUUAAGUGAUAUGAAAUUAUUUUAAAAACAAUAUUUCAUCAGAAGAUAGAAUUACAAUUCUUUGAGUUUAGGUGUAAUGACAUGAUUUAGUUAAAGCCUACAAACCUCUCUAGUCACUUAAUGGUGGUGAAAUAAAGUUUCCACUGGCUGUGGAAACAAAUGUGCUUGACUGAGAUUGGAUUUUCACAUUCAAAGGGUUGUGACUGUGAUGUAGGGUAAGUGUUCAAUCUUUCAAGUUUUUAAAGAGAGCAGUUAACACGUCUAGGGAUUUCAGGGGAUUUGAAGGACAUGUAGAUUGUGCAGAAAGAUGGAAUUAGGGUGGAAGAUCAGCAAUGCAGAACAAUCUCAGACAUCACUCCUGCUAGUUUUUGUAUUUUUAUGCCGUAUCAACUGUGUUGAAUUGUAUUGUGUGCGUCCUGACAAUUGGUGAUCAUUACAACCUUUGAAGUUAAAGUAUCUUCAGAGAGGUGGAGCUAGAGUGGUGAGCAGUCAGCUCAGCGCUAUUCACUAAUAAGUAAUGUUUCAUAAAAGAGGAUGUCAACUAAAAUACAAAGCACUCUGGUGUUUAGAAGAAUGCGAGUGAGUCAAUUGAAACUACAUUCUCUGGCAAACAAAUAAUCUGCAGAUGCUGGAAAUCUGCUAUAAGCACAGAAUAUGUCAGCAGAAAAGGCAGCAUCUGUGGAAAUAGGAACAAUCAACAUUUCAGGCCUAAGGCCCUCUCAUUCACAAUUCUAUUAGAGGGUCACAUUGGCUGCUUCUCCUUCCACGGAUGCUGACAGACUUGACAUGCGAUUCCGGCAUUUUUCAAAAUUCUUAUGGGUCUUCAUAGGGUAAGUGUUUCCCUUUGACUGGAGAAUUUACAACCAGAAUAUUAUGGGUAUUUAUGGAGAUUGAGGGAAUUGAGGGAUAUGUAUUUAGCGUGGGAUAGUUGUGCCCAGGUAAAAGAGCAGCCUGGUGUUAUUGAAUGGCAGAGCAGGCCCAAGGGGUCAUAUCAUCCACUCCCACUUCGAUUUCCAAUGUUCUUAUCAAAGUAAUAAAGGAGACUGGGGUUUGCAUCAUAUGAUUGUAGCAGUUAUGUUUGGAUUGAGUUCACCAGUUCCACCUCAUGGAAGAAUGUAGGAGGGCAUCUUAUCUAUGUAGGUUUGGCAAGCACAUCUGCCAGAGGAGGAUAAUCUCAAGACCUAGCUAGCCAGCAAACCCAACACCUGCCCUCCACUCUCUUCA